GUUACAACUUACAAGUCACACUUCCCGGCUAGUUUCAAAUUUCGUCGGCUUUUGAAAUUUUCCGCAGAGGUUGAAUCGUAAUCGGAAAGUGAAGCAGAGAUGGAGUCUCGCAUGACUGAUGUUGAGGAUCACGUCGAGGAACAGAGGAUGAUGCCGAGUAUCAAAAGCAGUCUCUACCAGAAAGCUCUCGCUCAUGGAUCGUCUGAGAAGAAGAGACUUGAAGAUGAGAUGACGAAGACGAAAGAUGUUGAGGAUCCAGUGGCAAAGGUCUCCGCUGAGGAACAGAUGAAGCAGAUUACCAUGGAGAAAGAUCUCGCUCAUGAUUUUGAGGAUGGCAAUCUCAAGCUAGUUGGUGAUGACGAUGAGGGAGAGGCUCUCAAGCUUUUGUUUGAAGAUGAGGAGGACAAAAAAGCUAAAGAAUUGGCCAAACUUUUCUUCUACUUAUCGACGGCGGAGGAGGAGUGGACCGGCGGAGUAGGAGGAGAUCCUUUUGGCGCUAACUGCUGGUUCGAUUGAGAGACGGAGAAGGAGAAGAUCUUAUAAGAAAAACACGGUGGAGGAUAUACUAGAUUUUACGUAUACUAGAUUUUGACCCACCCUUAAAAGGGCGGGUAUACUUUUGGUUGAAAUUUAAUUUUUGAUAUUUGUUUUU
This is a messenger RNA of Raphanus sativus (radish), 652 nucleotides long. RefSeq lists its product as uncharacterized. The coding region runs from base 100 to 516 and encodes 138 amino acids. The record is from RefSeq and is a predicted model, not a curated record. Lineage: Eukaryota; Viridiplantae; Streptophyta; Magnoliopsida; Brassicales; Brassicaceae. The transcript has 8 exons.